CACAGCGCCGCAGUCCUCCUUUCCGUUCGUCAGUCGCUCUCGCCACAGCAAUCCGGAGCGGAUCGGCGUCUGAACGCAAAAGACUCGCGGUGGGCCGAACCAGCAGGACAAGGCCAGUAAUCCACGGCGUCCACAGCUCGCGUUGGCCCGCUGGAGAGCAGCGACUCGUCGGGAUUGCACGAGCAGUCGAAGUCCCCAACUCUUCGAAGACGCAACAUCGGCCCACGGGGCGGCCUUCUGAGGUGUCCGUGGCACAUCACGCCCGUACCAACCCGAGGACUUUUCAGGGCGGCCAGCCGAAAGCACGGGGAGCAGGAUUGGGAAGCAGAGUGGAGCGGGUGCUGCUGGGGUGGCGGAGAAGAUGGCAAGCAGCCCCGAGAAAAGCGCCUCCGCCCAGGAGCUCAAGGAGCAGGGAAACCGACUCUUUCUGAACCGCAAGUACCAGGAAGCUGCCGCCUGCUAUGGCAAAGCCAUUAACAGGAACCCCUCGGUGGCCGUGUACUACACCAACCGGGCGCUGUGCCACGUGAAGCUGCAGCAGUACGACAAGGCGCUGGCCGACUGCAAGCAUGCCCUCGAGCUGGACAGCCAGUCGGUGAAGGCACACUUCUUCUUGGGCCAGUGCCACCUGGAGAUGGAGAACUACGACGAGGCAAUCGGGAACCUUCAGAGAGCGUACACCCUGGCCAAGGAGCAGCGGCUCAACUUCGGUGACGACAUCCCCAGUGCCCUUCGGAUCGCCAAGAAGAAGCGCUGGAACAGCAUUGAGGAGAAGCGCAUCAACCAGGAGAACAAGCUGCACGCCUACCUCACCAAACUCAUCCUCGCCGAGAAGGAGAGGGAGCGACAUCAUUACAUGGAGAAACUGGAGGAGAACUCGGACGACAGCCGCAUCCGAAACGAGUUGGCAAAGAUGGACGCCAAGCACGAUAAAUUUCUCUCUGACAUGGAUGAGCUCUUCUCUCAAGUAGACGAGAAACGGAAGAAAAGGGACAUCCCAGACUACCUGUGUGGCAAAAUCAGCUUCGAGUUGAUGAGGGAGCCGUGCAUCACACCGAGUGGCAUCACCUACGACCGCAAGGACAUAGAGGAGCACCUGCAGCGCGUCGGGCACUUUGACCCCGUGACCCGCAGCCCGCUGACCCAGGAUCAGCUGAUCCCCAACCUGGCCAUGAAGGAGGUCAUCGACGCCUUUAUAGCGGAGAACGGCUGGGUGGAGGACUACUGAGAGCAGGUGGUCCUCUGGAUUUGCACUUUAACGGAUGGCGGUGGGCGCGCAGUAGUGGGUGGGUGCCCGUCCUGGCCCGACUCAUUUGCUCUUGGCGGCUGCCAGCCUGCGUUUUUAAGAAAAGGACAUGCGAUCCCAGAAUGCACUUGGCAGACGGCGCCCCACUGCCCUCGCCCACUGCCACCUUUCCUUGGACUCUUCAGAUGAGACUUGUGGGAACUUUUGCUUGCCGCCUCUUUGUGAUGCCAGCUGUGGACCUUCAGACUGAAUGUGCUGGCGUCCUGGAGUUUGGUGGGCGGCCCAGAGGAUGUGACGGUGUCGCCGGUGGGGUGCUCUGCUUGUUCAGGUUGGCACCCUGCGUUGUUUUGCUGGGCCUGCCCACUUGCCCCACUUCUUCAAGCUGAUGCCAGUUGCUGCUUAUCGUUGUGGCUCUCACCUUUUGGCUCCUGUGGUUGAGUUCAGACUGGCACCGAGGCCUUGCCCCCUGAGUGCCCCCAUUUGCCUUAAUGUGCAGACGAGCUGGUCCCGGGUUCAAGUGUGCUCUUC
Molecule: messenger RNA, 1774 nt
Organism: Erpetoichthys calabaricus (reedfish)
Lineage: Eukaryota; Metazoa; Chordata; Cladistia; Polypteriformes; Polypteridae
Gene: stub1
Product: STIP1 homology and U-Box containing protein 1
Exons: 8
Coding region: 362-1228 (288 amino acids)
Biological process (GO): positive regulation of proteolysis; cellular response to misfolded protein; protein polyubiquitination
Cellular component (GO): cytoplasm; Z disc
Molecular function (GO): ubiquitin protein ligase activity; protein-folding chaperone binding
Source: RefSeq, a predicted model, not a curated record